CAUCAUACGAUACCUGUGUCUGCCAUUCCAGGGCUGAUCAGUUUGAAUUGCUUUGAGAAGAAACUUUUGAAAUAAGAUGUCAGAAUGUAACUUCCACGAAACAACUCCAUAACACCGGUGCAAAAUUGUUUUUGCUUUUAUUCUGUAAGAAAUCUCUAAAAUUUAAUGACAUUUCCUGCAGGUUUGGAGGAGGCUGAAAUAUGGGCAGUCUCUCCCCUGAAAACCAGGUGCUGCUUCACCCCCAUUUCUCAUCAGCCCUGUUCUUUUUUCACAAAAGUUUCCUAGCGAUGUGUCGUCAACGUCAAUGAUCCGUGAGAUAAGCAGAAACUGUGAAGUGCAAACGGGCCUGGAAUCCACCAGAGCUUCACACGUUUUCUCCUUUGCUUGAGACUCAAGGACCAAACAGUCAGACAUGUCUUUUCACCUCUGGAAACCGUUAAACAGUCUCCUCACUGCGACAUACAAGUCAAAGUCACAGUCAUCGGGGACAGAGUGCGAAAGGCAGCCAGCAAAGGGAGCAACUCCUGCCUCGGUAUCCUGGACCCCCAGAGCUUAGGCGAGAACGAGCGAGGAAAGCGGAGACUACAAUUCCCAGCAGGCGUAGCGGGAGCGGAGUCACGCACACGCAGCCGAGACCCUAGGAAUGAGGUCCCGCUGCGGGGCUUCUGGGAGAGGAAAAUGGCCGCACCGGGGCUGCGACCUGGCCUGGGCAGGCUUUUUGAGAUGCCGGCGGCGCUGGGGCGCGUGCGCCGAGCUUACAGCACAUCCCAGGCUUUCGCGGAGGUUCUGCGGCUGCCAAAGAAGCAAUUGACAAAACUCGUGUUCCCGCUACAGGAACUCGAGCGGCACCUCGUCCCCGACUCAAAGCGUGAGUUUCACCUGAAGAUCUUCGACCCGAGCCUGGAAGACAUCGCGAGGGCGGAGAGCAUCUUCACGGCCACCGCUCAGAACCGCAUCGAGUACCUGAGCUCCGCCGAGCGCCUGGACCACGCCCCGGCCCUCCCCCGGCCGGAGGUGUGUUUUAUAGGCAGAAGCAAUGUUGGAAAAUCCUCUCUAAUAAAGGCUUUAUUUUCACUGGCCCCAGAUGUUGAAGUCAGAGUCUCCAAAAAACCGGGGCACACAAAGAAAAUGAAUUUUUUCAAAGUUGGAAAAUAUUUUACAUUGGUGGACAUGCCAGGUUAUGGCUAUAGAGCACCUGAAGAUUUUGUUGACAUGGUAGAGACCUAUCUAAAAGAACGAAAGAAUUUGAUGAGAACAUUUUUGUUAGUGGAUAGUGUUGUCGGAAUUCAAAAAACAGACAAUAUUGCUGUAGAAAUGUGUGAAGAAUUUGCAUUACCUUACGUGAUGGUAUUAACAAAAAUUGACAAAUCUUCCAAGGGACAUCUUUUAAAACAAGUGCUUCAGAUCCAGAAAUUUGUUGACACUAAAACACAAGGAUGUUUUCCUCAGUUGUUUCCUGUGAGUGCUGUGACCUAUUCUGGAAUCCAUCUGUUGAGAUGCUUUAUAGCAGAUAUAACAGGAAAUCUUAAGACUCAUGGCUUCCAGUUCAGCUGAAGACAAAAUUCUUUCUGCCAAUGGGAGUUAACACCGAGCGUUUCAACAUUGUUUUAAAUGUUUUGUGUCUGUAACUUGCAGAAGAAUCACGUGAGCUUUAAAACUUGCAUCUUCCAGAAGCAAGAAUGUAUUUAUGCCUGAGGGACAAAAGGUUUAUAAAUGAUUGAAUUAUGCUGUUCCUUAGAACAGAUGCUAAUAGUUUUUCCUGUUUUAACAAAUGACAAACAAGAAUAUGUAGAAGUCUAUAACAUGAAAACCUGUUUAUUACUGUGUAGAGAACAGUUUGCAUGUUACUUACUGGGCUUUUGUCUUUUAACGAAAAUGUCUAUUAUGUAAUUUCUAUAUCUUUUUAAAUAUUAAAAUGGACUAGGUAAA
Molecule: messenger RNA, 1929 nt
Organism: Equus quagga
Lineage: Eukaryota; Metazoa; Chordata; Mammalia; Perissodactyla; Equidae
Gene: GTPBP8
Product: GTP binding protein 8 (putative)
Exons: 6
Coding region: 679-1554 (291 amino acids)
Cellular component (GO): mitochondrion
Molecular function (GO): GTP binding
Source: RefSeq, a predicted model, not a curated record